Molecule: messenger RNA, 2046 nt
Organism: Hibiscus syriacus
Lineage: Eukaryota; Viridiplantae; Streptophyta; Magnoliopsida; Malvales; Malvaceae
Product: peptide-N4-(N-acetyl-beta-glucosaminyl)asparagine amidase A
Cellular component (GO): vacuole
Source: RefSeq, a predicted model, not a curated record
UCAACCCCCAAAAAAUGAACUACUUCCGUUACUUAGCUUCCAUUUGCUUCUUUCUCUUCCUCGCCGGAGCAGUACAAACCACCGUCCCUGCUGCCGUUUCACUUGACCGUUUCCUUAAGCCUAUAAAAGCACAAGAACCAAAACCCCAACCUCAAGAAUUCUUCGAGUUGGCCAGUCCUCUACCGUCCGAUCAUCUCACUCCAUUUUGUUCCCACACCGUCAUCAACCAUUCAUUCGCCAACACGAUUGGUUCACCUCCUUUCUCCUCCACUUACUCUCCUCCUUCCGAUUGUCCUGCGCCCUGGUCGCGCGUCGUCCUCGAUUUCCGCGCCGCAUCUUCCGGAGAACAAUACGACCGAAUCGCGGCCAUCUGGCUCGACGGCGCAGAGAUUUUCCGGACCAGCACGGCGGAGCCGACGGAAUCGGGGAUCUUCUGGAAAGUACGAAAAGACAUCAGUAGGUACUAUUCGCUCCUUUCUAAACCCGAAAUUAACGUCACCAUGAUGCUCGAAAACGUCGUUAACGACGUUUACACCGGCGUUUACGACAUCCUCGUUUCGUUUCUGUUUUACAAAGAAGACAUCGUUCCCAACGACGAUAGGGUUCCGUCAAUCACCCUCCCAAAUAAAAAAUUGGGAACCGCUGAAUUGGGAUUAUUCAAAACGCCACCGGAUUUGAUCAUUCCGAUUUCCAGCGACGGCGAAAGAGGGUUUUGGUUCAAAGUAGAAAGCGAAUCGGACGUUCACAUCAAAAAAGUGAAAAUCCCCAGAAAUACCCUUCAAGUCGUUUUGGAGUUAUACGUGUCGUUUCACGGCAACGAUGAGUUCUGGUACUCGAACCCGCCGUAUUCUUAUAUCAGAAUGAACAAUUUGACAACGGGGCGUGGGAAUGGCGCGUACAGGGAAGUUUUCGUGACGAUUGAUGGGAAAUUUAUCGGAUCGGAGGUGGUUUUUCCGGUGGUUUUCACUGGCGGAGUUAACCCUUUAUUCUGGGGACCGGUGGUGGCGAUAGGAGAUUUCAAUUUACCGACCUACGAUCUGGAUUUAUCCCCAUUUUUGGGGUGGUUAUUGGACGGAAAAUCUCACGAGAUUCGGAUCGGCGUCGAUGGCAUAUCAUAUUGGCUUGUCGACGCAAAUUUACACGUCUGGUUGGAUCAUGAAUCUUCGACGGUUGAAGCUCAAUCAGUUGUUUAUAAUAGUCCAGCACUUACCAUUUUAAGAAAUGAAGAUUUUAGAGAUCUUGAUGGAACUUUUAGGGUUAAAGCCAAGAGGAAAAGUGAAUUUGCAGGUUGGGUUAAGUCCAAAGCUGGGAAUUUCACCACCAUUGUUUCACAACAAUUCAAGGUUACGAAUUUGGUGAGGUACUACUUCAAUGGAACAUACAAGAUUGUUCAACAGAUAUUCAAGGCAAAGAGGGAUUCCAGGGUUAGAGAGGAUUCGGGUGAAUUGGUCGGUCGUACGAUUGUUCGGAGGCAGUAUCCGUUAACUGUGAUCACGUCUACUGUUCCAUUGCAGAGUAAUGGUCCCUCAGGGUCCAUGGAAGAGGAUAUGUAUAUGAUGAUCACCAAUGUUUCUCAUGCCAAGAACGAACGACGGGUUAACGGAUUGUCUUCGAGUAUUCUUUACAACCGGCAGGAAUCGGAGGGGUGGAUGAAGGUUAAGGGUCAUUCGGUUAUCUCUGGCAACUCAUCCACAUGGCAAAGAUACACUUACAGGGACGAGUUUGGUUGCUAUUCUCGGACUGUUUUGGCAACCGAAGGCAAGCUUGCCAUCGACAAUUCAACAUUCUCUUGUGCAGCUUCUACGUAGUUUCAGUUGUCUCCCCAUUUCCAGUUUGAUUUCAUCAAUCUGUACCUUUCAAUUCAUUCCAAAUAGUACUUUGUAUGUAGUUUACAAAUUUGUGUGCCAAUUUAGCUUCUAAGUUACUCAAAUGGAAACUUCAUUAAUUUCACAUAAAUUGUCUGCAUGUAUAAGCUUCACGAGUUUUAAAUUAGGCAAAUAAAAAACGUGUAGAAUACACAACCAUACUUCUCAUUUUUUAUAGAGA